This is a messenger RNA of Megalops cyprinoides (Indo-Pacific tarpon), 1641 nucleotides long. It is a transcript of the gene pcmtd1, whose product is annotated as protein-L-isoaspartate (D-aspartate) O-methyltransferase domain containing 1. The record is from RefSeq and is a predicted model, not a curated record. Gene Ontology annotation, biological process: protein modification process. The transcript has 5 exons. NCBI's taxonomy places the organism in Eukaryota, Metazoa, Chordata, Actinopteri, Elopiformes, Megalopidae. Gene Ontology annotation, molecular function: protein-L-isoaspartate (D-aspartate) O-methyltransferase activity. The coding region runs from base 157 to 1233 and encodes 358 amino acids. Gene Ontology annotation, cellular component: cytoplasm.
ACUCUUCCCGACGGAGAUGAUCUGAUUCCCGUGCCGAAAUCCGCCCCCGCCUGCCCCCCUCACGACGUGCACCCCAUGUGACAGCGAGCGCGACGCAGACGGUACGCCCCCCCUGCCCCCCCCUGAGUUUGCGCACUCCCGACAUCUCCAUUGGCCAUGGGAGGAGCCGUGAGCGCCGGCGAGGACAACGACGACCUGAUCGACAACCUGAAGGAGGCCCAGUACAUCCGCACCGAGAAGGUGGAGCAGGCCUUCCGCGCCAUCGACCGCGGCGACUACUACCUGGAGGGCUACAGGGACAAUGCCUACAAGGACCUGGCCUGGAAGCACGGGAACAUCCACUUGUCGGCGCCGUGCAUUUACUCGGAGGUGAUGGAGGCGCUGAAGCUGCAGCAGGGACUGUCCUUCCUCAAUCUCGGCAGCGGGACAGGCUAUCUGAGCACCAUGGUGGGCCUAAUAAUAGGGCCAUUCGGAGUGAACCAUGGAGUCGAGCUCCACACAGAUGUGGUGGAGUACGCCAAGGAGAAACUGGACGACUUCAUCAAGAACAGUGAUAGCUUUGACAAGUUUGAGUUUUGCGAGCCCAGCUUUGUGGUGGGGAAUUGUUUAGAAAUCUCCUCAGACAGCCACCAGUAUGAUCGUAUUUACUGUGGAGCUGGAGUACAAAAGGACCAUGAAAAUUAUAUGAAAAUCCUGCUCAAAGUUGGAGGGAUUCUAGUGAUGCCCAUAGAGGAUCAGCUGACUCAGAUCACCAGGACAGGCCAGAGCACCUGGGAGAGCAAGAACAUCCUGGCUGUUUCGUUCGCGCCUCUCGUCCAGCAGAACCGGGCGGACGGGAGCAAGGCUGACGCCGUGAAGCUGCCCCCGAUCUCUGUAAGGAGCCUCCAGGACCUCUCCCGCAUCUACAUCCGGCGCACGCUGCGGAACCUGACCAACGAGGAGGCGCUGGCCCGGGGCACGCCGCAGAAGGUGCCGCAGAAGCGCAAGCGGAGGCGCUGCCGCCGCCGCCGCAUCAACACCUACGUCUUCGUGGGCAACCAGCUGAUCCCGCAGCCCGUGGAGAGCGAGGAGGACGAGCGCAUCGAGGACGAGAACAAGGAGGAGGAGGAGAAGGACAGCGGCGAGGCGCUGAAGCCCGAGGAGCCACAGCUCAACCUGCUGAGGGACAGGAUCAUGGCCCUGCCUUUGCCCGAGUCGCUCAAAGCAUAUUUGUUGUACUACCGAGAAAAAUAGCUGGCCCACGAACCUCCGGCGUUCGCUCUGAAAGGCUGUAGCACCUGCUGAGUUUUUUUUUUUUUCCUUCUUCCCGUAAUUUCUCUUUUUUCCUUGAAGAUGUAGCAUUAUUUUUGAUUUAUCUUGAAGGUGAACGUGCUAUGAGAGACUGCCUGACUGAGUAUUACUGGCGGGACUGCUGUGGGUGGUCACGUUUUGAAAACUAGCUUCUGUCCUUAGCGAUGAAUGUGACAGGAGAAAGCGAUCUAAAAUGUCUGAACGGAAAACGGGACUAUUCCAAAUCUGAGGAUCUUGUGGAUGUAGGGUUUUUUUUCCCUCUUCUCCUCAUGCUCAUAAUACGGAAAAGUUGUUCACAAUGACAAAUGUAUCGAAAUCUAAUGAUUAAAAACGUCAAGCAAAUAUAACAAA